This is a messenger RNA of Dovyalis caffra, 867 nucleotides long. NCBI's taxonomy places the organism in Eukaryota, Viridiplantae, Streptophyta, Magnoliopsida, Malpighiales, Salicaceae. The record is from the annotation of a GenBank genome assembly.
AUGAAUGCAAAGCUUUUUAAAGAGAUCACAGAGCAUAGAUCCUUGACAAGAUUGACUAUAGUAAAGCCUCGUUGUAAAAUACAUGUUUCCAAAUUAUAUUCUUUGAUGCAUCCAACAAAUUCCAAUGACCUUCGAAUUAAUCAACUUCGGUCCCUUCGAACUGUGCGUUACACCAAUCCAUACGCUACGCAAAUAGCCAAAAUCUCUAAAUCACUUUCCUCUCAAAAUUCUGAAAGUCAUGAAUCCCAAGACGUUAUCCGUUUCGACAAGUCUCUUCAAGAACUUAGAGACCUGCGUUCUCAGCUCCAUUACGCAGCCAAUUACUGUGAAACAACUUUCUUGAAUACCAAGCACAAGAAAAAGGUUGUGGAAAACACAAAAGAGUACCUAUCUAGAGCGGUGGUUGCUGUUGUUGAUCAUCUUGGAUGCGUCUCUGCUAAUCUUAACAGCAGCAUUUCUAAGAAUAGUGAAUUUUCUGAGGCUGAGCUUAGAAUUAAUUGCUUAAAACAAGUAACAAUCACUAGUGUUGAGAAAUCAAAUGAAGAUGUAAGAGAUUCUAAUUCUCAAGUUUCCACAAAAGUACCGUUGAACAAGCAGGCAGGGGACCUGCCUCUUUUCUUGCACACCUGCACUCAAAAAUCAACCUCAACCAAGAAUUUAUGGUCGGCAACUUCCACUGAGAAAGGGGACACUAAAUUAGUAUUGCCUGUUCGUGAUGGCCUUUCAAUACUCUCAAGAAAUCCAAAUCCCACUUUUCAUUUUCAGCAAUGUUCCCCGAAGCAUGGCCGGAGCACCUUAAUCAGAAAAUCAUCACCACACACUAACGACCUCUUAUCACUCAUUCGCCGGUCCAAACGAGCAACAUAA